AUGGAUAAUUAUCCAUUUUUGGAUUUUCAAAUGAAUUCUGAUUUUAUGUCGGAAUUUUCUUCCUUUAUAAACGAAGUCGGUGAGGGUGAUUACAUAGAUAAAUUUUCUACUGAUCAAAUAUUCCCAUCACGCGACGAUAUGAUUGAUUGGGUUCGAAAGAUUGCAUUUCAGCUUGGAUUUAUGGUCGUCAUCAUAAGAUCUGACACAACAACUGGUGAACCUGGAAGAAAGACAUUUGUUGUGUUAGGCUGUGAAAGGAGUGGGAAAUAUAGGAAGUAUAAGCAAGACGUGCAACCUAGUGUGUCUGGCACGAGAAAAUGUGAGUGUCCGUUUAAGUUGAGGGGUAAACAUAAAGGACAUGGUUGGGUGUUAAAGGUUAUGUGCGAUUAUCACAACCAUGAAUUAGCAGAGACUUUGGUUGGUCAUCCUUAUGCAGGGAGGUUAAAUGCUAUUGAACAGUCAAUUCUUAUUGACAUGACUAAGAGUCAAGUUAAACCCUCAAAUAUUCUUUUGACUCUUAAAGAACAUAAUGAAGAUAAUGUGACAACUAUAAAACAAAUAUAUAGCGCGAGAUACACUUACAAACGAUCUUUGAGAGAGUCGAGAACUGAAAUGCAACAGUUGAUGAUGUUAUUAGAUAGAGACAAAUACAUCCAGCAUAGUAGAUGUUUGGAAGAUUUUGACAUAGUAAGUGACCUAUUUUGGACACAUCCUGAUUCAGUGCACCUGGUGAAUUCAUUUAAUAUUGUGUUCUUAAUGGAUGCGACGUACAAGACAAACAAAUAUCGUCUUUCGUUGCUUGAGAUCGUUGGAGUCACAUCCAUUGGUUUGACAUUCACAGCCGCCUUUGCAUUGCUUUCAAGUGAACGCCAAAAUAAUUUCACUUGGGCAUUGGAAAUGUUUAAAAGAUUACUAUUGACAACAGAGGGCGGUCCACGCGUUAUUGUCACUGACAAAGACCUUGCUUUGAUAAAUGCCAUUACCAAUGUCUUUCUUGAGACAUAUCAUAUGCUUUGUACAUUCCACAUUAUGAAGAAUGUGAAAGCGAAAUGCAAGAUGUUAGUGGAUAAGCAAGAGGCAUGGGAUGGGUUGAUGGAAGUAUGGCAAAAUGUGAUGGACUGUGACGACCAGUCCAAGUUUGGUGGUUAUGUUUAUCGUUUUGAGUAUGCCUCUGCUGCAUGGUCUUUAUUUUUUGAUUAUGUGAACCGUAUCUGGAUCAUCCCAUAUAAGACAUACUUCGUGAAGGCGUGGACGAACAAAGUCAUGCAUCUAGGCAACACUACAACAAAUAGGAUUAAGUCUGCGCACUGGAACCUGAAGAGAUUAUUGGGGUCUAAGGAUGCUUAUAAAGCACUAAGAUAUAAAAGACUUGUUGGACGUGUUUCACGAUACGCUCUAGAACUUAUUGCUGAUGAAGUAGAGCGAGUGAAUAAAAUAGGUUUGGACAGUGCUCGUUGUGGAUGCAUUUUGAGCUCAACGUAUGGCCUACCAUGUGCUUGUGUUUUAGCACGAUAUGAGCCUGGAAUGAUUCCUCUUGGUGAAAUACAUGUUAUCUGGACCCGUUUAAGAUUUCAAGAACCGUGUCUACUGAAUCGCUUCCAGAGUUUAGCCUUGAUCGUGAAACGUGAGAGGUCUACGAAACGUGACCCAUCAUAUUUUGAGCACGUUGGCACUUUUCUUUCCAGGACAGAGCCUUCUUCACGAAAAUCUCAAGUCAAAUUGAAGCCGAAAGAAUUUGCGCGAAGGGCAGUACCAUUCUUAAAUCAAUUUCAUCCAAUUUGUCAACCAUAUAUUGUCGAUGUUGUUGAUGUUGUUGCCGAUGGUCAUUGCGGUUAUCGAUACAUUGCUGCUUUGUUGGGUUUAGGUGAAGAGGCAUGGCCUACUAUCCGACAUAACCUUUAUCAAGAACUAACUCAGUGGCGUGAUGAAUACGCAAAUUUAGUAGGAAGCUACGAUCGAUUGGAAGAACUACGUCAGUCAUUAAUUAUCCACGAUCGAUCACAGGUUAAUGCUAAGAAGUGGAUGACCAUACCAGACAUUGGUUAUGCCAUUGCAAAUAGAUACAAUGUCAUCUUAGUAUGUUUGUCCUAUAUUCAGAGUUUUACCAUAUUCCCACUUCGCACUUCACCGCCUACUGAUAUUAGACAACAUUGGAUCUUAUGCAUUGGAUUUGUUAAUGGAUGUCAUUUCGUACAGGUUCAAUUGCAAGAUGGUUGUCCGUUACCCAUGGUGGACAUCAUUUCCUCAAGCCAUUGUUACCCAGAGGCGCGAGCAUGGUCAUCAUUUUAUACACAUAGGAUGCAAUCAUUUAUAGAAUUAAUGGGAGCUAAUCAAAGUUAUGUAGAUCUUGGAAAAAACUGA
This is a messenger RNA of Vigna radiata var. radiata (mung bean), 2361 nucleotides long. RefSeq lists its product as uncharacterized. Gene Ontology annotation, molecular function: DNA-binding transcription factor activity, RNA polymerase II-specific. The record is from RefSeq and is a predicted model, not a curated record. Lineage: Eukaryota; Viridiplantae; Streptophyta; Magnoliopsida; Fabales; Fabaceae. The transcript has 5 exons. Bases 1 to 2361 code for a protein of 786 amino acids.